Momordica charantia (bitter melon) is the source of this 1239-nucleotide messenger RNA. The record is from RefSeq and is a predicted model, not a curated record. NCBI's taxonomy places the organism in Eukaryota, Viridiplantae, Streptophyta, Magnoliopsida, Cucurbitales, Cucurbitaceae.
AUGGAUGCUUACUCCGGGUACAAUCGGAUUCAGAUGCAUGCACCCGACCAAGAACACACCGCCUUUGUUACCGACCAAGGGCUGUAUUGCUACAACGUCAUGCCUUUCGGUCUGAAGAACGCCGGGGCGACCUACCAGCGGAUGGUCAACAUGGAGGUGUACGUGGACGACAUGUUGGUGAAGAUCAAGCAGACGAGCUCGCAUUUGACCGACCUGGCAGAGGCCUUCAGCGUACUUCGGAAGAAUCAGAUGAAGUUCAACCCGAGCAAGUGCGCCUUCAGGGUCUCAUCGGGAAAGUUCUUCGGGUUCAUGGUCCACGAACGCAGAAUUGAAGCAAAUCCAGACAAGAUAAGAGCGGUCCUCGAGAUGGAGGAACCGAGGAAUAUUAAGCAGUUACAGAGGUUGAAUGGCUGUCUGGCAGCCUUGAAUCGCUUCGUAUCUCGCUCCACUGACAAGUGCCACCCUUUCUUCCAAACGCUAAGGAAAAUAGGUCAGUUCGAAUGGACCGACCAUUGCGAAGCAGCACUUCAGCAGUUGAAGCAGUACCUCAGCUCGGCUCCGUUGUUGUCCAAGCCACUGCCUGGCGACGUUCUAUACUUGUACUUGGCUGUGUCGGAAAAAGGGAGUGAGCUCAGCUUGGUAACCUCGGCGCGACGACUCCAACCAUACUUCCAGGCGCACAAGAUAAUCGUUCCAACGAACUUCCCCUUGAGGCAGAUUCUCUACAAGCCCGAGACGUCGGGUCGGCUGACGAAGUGGGCCCUAGAACUUAAUGACCAUGACAUCGCCUUUAAGCCUAGAACAGCGUUGAAAGGUCAGGCAGCCCCAGACUUUGUUGCCGAGCUGACCCCGCCGAGGCAAGGGAGCGAUGUCCGUGACCAGUGGACACUCUACGUGGAUGGUUCAUCCAACGAGAAAGAUUGUGGGGCAGGCUUGCUGCUCCUCAGCCCCGGUGGUCUUCGGUUCGAGUAUGCACUCUGGUUCAGUUUCCGAGCUUCCAACAACGAAGCUGAGUACGAGGCAUUGAUAAAUGGACUGAAGAUCGCCAAAGGAAUGGGCGUGAGGCGACUCUCGAUUCUCAGCGAUUCCCAACUGAUCGUCAAUCAAGUUACCGAGGAGUACCAAGUGAAAGAAGCUCGUAUGGAGAGGUAUCUGGCCAAAGCCCGAGUGCUCCUCGCCCAGUUUGAGGGCUAUGUGAUUCGACAAGUGCCGAGGUCCGAAAACUCCAACGNGAGCUAA